AUGCUUUCAGACGAACGACCGAGUGGCCCCAGCGUUGAGAAUAUGAAUUUCGAAAACGAAUGCUGUCACUUGAAAAUCAACAGGUUCCUCUUAUCGUGUUUCGGACUGUGGCCCUACCAUUCAAUUUACUUCAAGUGUUGCUGCAUUCUACUAUUUUUAACGUGGAUCGUCUCGUCUAUUACAGCCAUGAUUCAAGGACUGGGUGACAAAACGAGUACAGACAUCGGGAUCAUAUUCGAGACGGCGGUGUCCAUUUUAACGAUGAUGGGCAGUUUGGCACAGCACAGGGUCUUGAUAUUCAAUUCCGCGGAGGUGAGAAGCCUCUACGAGCGCAUGGAAAGGGAUUGGAAGGCUGCCGACUUCGAGGAAAGGAUGAUCAUGAAGGAAUUCUGGCGGCAGGGCCGGAAGCUGAGUUACAUCUUCGCGGUCCUCGGUUUGGUGUGCUUCGCCGGGCAAAUCAGCUUGACCUAUUUGCCAUUGGUCUUCGCCGAGGACGUCGAGAAGAACUACUCGAAAAUCUUCCCCUACUACUCGCACCGUUGGAUCAUCAGCGACGACCAUCGUAAUCUGCAGGUGUUCGUUCACGGCUCUCUCGGCUAUUUCUACGCCGGGUUCUCGUACACGGUCGUAUGCUGUCUUUACAUGUCCAACACCAAGCACAUCUGCGCCAUGUACGAGAUCGUUUGCGCGUUCAGCUUCAGACUGGGAAACUUAGUGCGGGACGGGCGGCUGGCGACAGCGUCGCGCAAGGAGGAGAAGGAAAGGAUCGUGUCGGAGACGUUGACCAUCAUCGGCAAGCACAGAGAGGCCAUAGAGAGCGUCCGCAUAAUCAACCGAAUUUUCAGCCUCUUCUACUUCUUCGUGCAAAUCGGCUUUCUGGCGGCACUGGCGAUGCUGAUUUUCGACGUAAGAUCCUCGAAACUCACUUGGUCGCCGCGUCGCAUAGCCGUCACAACAGGGAUACACAUUGCCUACGAGUUUUUCUUGAACUACGCCGGCGAGCAGGUCAUCGAGUACUCGAGCAAAGUUUUGACUAGCACGCACUUUAUGCAGUGGUACCUGUUGCCGAGAGACGCCAAAAAGCUACUGCUGAUGAUCUCGCAACGCGGCCUCAAGGUCGACACUUUGGACGCGGGCAUCAUGACGUGCACUCUGGAGAAUUUCACUCAAAUCAUCAAGGCCUCUUGGUCAUUGGCUUGCGUGUUACUGUCCACGCAGAAGGAAUGUUAA
Phymastichus coffea is the source of this 1230-nucleotide messenger RNA. RefSeq lists its product as uncharacterized. Gene Ontology annotation, molecular function: odorant binding; olfactory receptor activity. Lineage: Eukaryota; Metazoa; Arthropoda; Insecta; Hymenoptera; Eulophidae. Gene Ontology annotation, biological process: sensory perception of smell; detection of chemical stimulus involved in sensory perception of smell. Gene Ontology annotation, cellular component: plasma membrane. The record is from RefSeq and is a predicted model, not a curated record. The coding region runs from base 1 to 1230 and encodes 409 amino acids. The transcript has 8 exons.